Heterobilharzia americana is the source of this 4062-nucleotide messenger RNA. The record is from the annotation of a GenBank genome assembly. NCBI's taxonomy places the organism in Eukaryota, Metazoa, Platyhelminthes, Trematoda, Strigeidida, Schistosomatidae.
AAUGGAUCUGUACUCCAGUCUACAUUUUGUUACUGAUUCCCUAAUUGUUUAUAUGUACUUUUAACGAAGAUUAUUGAUCUAUAAGUAUGAAGGUCUAACAUACGAGUUGAUAAUAGGAAUAAUCUCAAAAGAAUAUCCCAAAUUGUCAUUUUCCUGAAAAGAAUACAUGAAUAGAAUUGAUGAUUAAUAUAAACUUACUGUGACUAUUUUCACAUUUAAUUCACAAUGAUAGGAUUAUUCGAAAUAUUAUGAAACAACAUUCAAAUAUUAUUUCAACUAAUCAAUAAAUACAUGAGAAUGAAUGCGCGUUCAAGUAUAAGACGUAGUUCUGUACUAUUAAAACUGGACAGUGGAUCUAAGAAGUGUAUCUAUAUCCACGGAAACUGUGUUAACCAACAACUGUGGAAGGCAAUUCUGUUGUCCAUCUAAAGCACUGUAGCUGAAAAUAAAUCAGUUUAUCAGUUCUAGACAUUCUAUGCAUAAAGGAUAAAGAUGUGCGAAAUGUCAGUGAUGUGAGUGACUUUGAAUAGUAGGUCUUACAAUAUGGAUGACGAACACAUAAUAGCUAAUCAGCAUAUUAACUAUGAAGCAUGGGAGUUUUAGCAUAUAUUGCAGCACCAUCUUUUCAUACAACAUUUUUGAAUGAAAAAGAUAGUACGUAAAUGAAUAAACAGUUGUAUCUCAGCUAGCGGAGUGCUGGACCAGUGCCCAGAAAAUCGUUGAACCGACUCUCAUCUCAACCGAUAUGAUUCUUCAGUUUUAACUGACACAUCUUCGUAUAUUAAGAGCAGUUUAUCUAAGCAAUGAUAUGUUAAAUAUAGUUUAAUCAAAAAUCAGUUAAAUAUUUGGUGCACUGUUUGCGAUUACAAGAUAUACAGUCAAGUGCAUCUAUUUCCAUGCUAACUAAAAUUAAUCUGCAUCAAUAUGUUCAUCACAUUUCGCACAAUGAAUGUUAGGAAUAUGCGUAUUUAAAAUGAAUUCAGGUGAUAUAAACACUAAGCUAAUAGCUUAUGAGCAUUUCAUCCAGCUUACUAUAAAACAAUCAUAUAUCACAUGGUUUGGGUUGAUCCUUUUAUCAAAGUGAGCUAACAACAAUAAUUUUGACUAUGUUUUAUCGCAGAAAUUCAUAAAGCGUGGAACUAUCGAUCGAAAAAGUGUCUCACUAAAGGUUCAAAAAUGUAGACGUUCAAGUUCAUCUGUAUUAGAACCAUUAGAAGAUAUGGUUACGUGUCCAAUUGAUUUGAAUUUCCUCGAUGAUCCUAAAUUGUUACCGUGUGGUCAUGCAUUCUGUUGCAAAUGUUUAAACAAUUAUAUGGAAAAGUUACAACCAUCAAAUAAUAACUCUGUGUCUACUACUCCUAAUUCUGAUAAUACCAAUUCUAACCAUAUCUUGACUGGUAAUCAUAAUUAUAAUAAGUCUAAGGAAAGAACAUCAUUUCCAUGUCCAAUAUGUCGAGCAUUGUGCCCAAUCCCAGCUACACGCAAGGCUGAUUCCUUUCCAAGUGCUUUUAAUCAUAAAGCAAUAUUAGAAUUUUUAAAGAAUAAUCAUAUCAACAAUUUUGUCUCACGUAUGAAUAGCACCAAUAGUAGUAAUACUGCUACAACAGAACAAAAUGAAGUAGCUAACAAAACUCCACCGCCUGUUCGUAAAACAUCCAUACAAGUCAGUUCUAGAAUGUUAAAUUAUAUUGUCGAUGAUAUUGCUUCUAAACAACGUGAUGGUCGAAUGAGUGCUGUUGAUCGAGCUGUUAUAAUUGAUGAAGUUAAUAAACUUCUGGUAAAUUUACAACCAACAAACACUGCCUCAACAUUACCUGCUCCUACUACUAAUCAACCUUUGAAUGUACACAUUUCCAAUUCAUUAGAUAAAAAUGAUAAUAUUGGUUGCAACACAAUGCCUCCUAGUGCUAAUGUCGUCACUACUAUGAACAGUAAUCAAAGUAAUCCACGUUCUAGUACACCAUCAACUAUUUCACCUACUAAUUCAACACGUCAUCUGGGCAGAUUCUAUGCUGCUGCAUCACGUAUUCGCAGGAUUACACUUAGUUCCAUAUCUAGUGAUCUCCUUCCUAUGGAUAAUUCAUCAUAUGUAUUAUAUCGUGAUGCAGAAGGUAUACGUAUAAUGAUGGAACGUAACUCAAAAUUUCAUGUACUUACUAAAGGAAAAGACUGUUGUAUUAUGCGACCAGGUGAAAAUUAUCAACCGAUUGAUUUAAAAUUAUUAACUAUGAAUGGAGAGAAUUCAAGUGUACAACGAUGUACACUGACAACAAAUACAGAUCGUGAUGAAUUGUUACUAUGGCGACAACAGUUACAUUUUGACAAUGAACUCUUCAGUAUCAAUCAUUCAUCAAAUAAACAUGGAUUGAAUCAAAUCAGUAGUCAAAUUAUUGUUGACAAUUCAAAUCCGAUUAGAAUUCAAUUUCUUCGUUUUCAUGGUUCACUUGUCUAUCUAAGUGGGAUUAUCACGCCCAGUACAUCGACAGCAUCUAAUGAAAAUGAUACCAUAGAAAGAUCAGAAUUCGGCAUUUUGGUAUGUUGUGAAGUUUCUGAUGAGAUGCAUCAUAAUACUACUUUAAUCAAUUGUAACAGUAGCAAUAAUAACAAUCAUGAAAAAAAUACUGCAACUAAUCCUUUCCCAAUUGUAGCAACUUCAAGUUUCUUUUAUCGUGAUACAGUUGGUUUAGAAAGACAAAAUGAACCUAUUAUUUUUGGUAUUGAUAUUGAUCAUUCGAAUGGGGAUAUUUAUGUUGCACAACCAGCAAAUGCAAUUAUAUGUCGUUUAAAGUCGAAUGAUUUAACUAGGAUAGAUCGUACAUGGUAUUUGAAUGAUCCACAAUUAUCACCCUACUUUUUAUGUUAUGCUAAGAAUGAACAAACUAUUUGGGCAACAUGUCCAACUGAAGAUAAAGUCUUAAUACUGGAUAUUGAUGUUGAUGGAUACUUUCAUUUUACACCAAGUGUCUCUUUCGGUAUUGUUCCUGGACAUAUCAUAUACACAUCAGAUAAUCGUAUUAUUCUGUUGGAUCAGUCGAAUAAUGAUUUGUAUUGGAUAACAAAAAUUGAAAAGGCUAUAUGCGUACAACGUUUAACCUUUAAUAUGUUAGUCAUCAAACGAAAAAAUGUCAUAUAAUGGCGAUACAACCAGUGUACAAUGAUGAAGUGAACACUAGUCAGCAUUUUCAUCGAAGUCAACAACAAAGUAAUACAAAUCAUCCCACUCACAAAAGUGAUGAUAACAAUCAUCAUUAUAGUGAAGAUAACAAGACGAAAUUGUUCUCAAAACAUUCCUUUGUUACAUCACCAGCAUCAUCAAUUCAUAAACUACGCGGUGGUAUAGUUUGUGCACACAAUUAUGGUUGUUCUGUUAUUUAUCCUCAGAAAUUAUUUUCACGUUAUAAAUUCACUAAAAUAUCAUCAUGUUUAAAUUUAUGCGGUAAGAUAUAAGCGCUUUAUUGAAAUUCUUUAUCUAUAUAGAUAAAAAAGAAAACAUGACAAUAAGUGAAGCGCCGGUCAUGUCUUCAACAGAUUAGCAGUUAUGCAGUGUUGGUAGUAGUAGUAAUAAUAGCUCUAGUUUUUCAAGCCUUGAGAUCUAAUGAGAAGAGGGAACAAAACACUGUUGCAUUUAUGUUGUGAAAAUAAAAGCCUAAUUUAUGUAAAUUUAUUUGUUUAUGUGUAGUUUCCAGACGAUACUUCUCACCAACAUAACUCAACAUCACCCCACAUAACUAAUUAAUCGACAUGCAAAUAAAUGUGUAUUAUCCGCUUCGUUUUUUAUCAUUUUUAUGUUGUUUCUUCUUCAUAUAUUGUUAUGAGAAAUUUUCUCCGCUUUUAUUCUCGUAUUGUUUUGUAUUUAUUUCAUUUUUAAUGUGUAUUUUCGUUGUUUUUCAUUUCACAAAAAUGCGUGUUAAUUUUCAUAUUACUUCCAAAUAGUUUUACAUAUUGUGUGUGAAAGAAAUCGACAGAGUACUUAUACUAAAAAUAUCUACCAUUUUCAUCUUUGCUUAUCUAUCUUCAUCCUCUUAAAAUUUAUUCAUAUAUAUAUAUAAAAGGAAUACCUUG